Molecule: messenger RNA, 2425 nt
Organism: Rana temporaria (common frog)
Lineage: Eukaryota; Metazoa; Chordata; Amphibia; Anura; Ranidae
Product: transketolase-like protein 2
Exons: 14
Coding region: 81-1958 (625 amino acids)
Molecular function (GO): transketolase activity; thiamine pyrophosphate binding
Source: RefSeq, a predicted model, not a curated record
GGCCCAGUGGACUGAUCCUCCUCAGGCAGUGUCCAGGUCAGGUUCAGCACACAGUCCGCCUUCCCAUCACCUCCUCCAGCAUGGACACCUACCAGAAACCCGAGGAUGACGACUUACAGGCCCUGAAGGACGCGGCCAACCGGCUCAGGAUCCACUCCAUCCGGGCCACCUGCGCCUCCAACUCUGGGCAUCCCACAUCCUGCUGCAGCGCUGCCGAAAUCUUGUCUGUCCUCUUCUUCAACACCAUGAGAUACGAUGCAGCUGACCCCGGCAACUUCAACAAUGACCGCUUUGUUCUGUCCAAGGGUCAUGCUGCUCCCAUCCUAUAUGCUGCGUGGGUUGAAGCUGGUUAUAUUAAGGAAUCCGACCUUCUGAACCUGAGGAAGAUUGACUGCGACUUGGAGGGCCAUCCCACACCGAAACUGCCAUUUGUUGAUGUCGCUACUGGCUCUCUUGGGCAAGGCCUGGGCGCAUCCUGUGGCAUGGCUUACACCGGGAAAUACUUUGAUAAGGCUAGUUAUCGUGUAUUUUGUCUGCUGGGUGACGGCGAGUCCUCUGAAGGCGCUGUAUGGGAAGCCAUGGCCUUUGCAUCUCUUUAUCAUCUAGACAACCUGGUGGCCAUCUUUGAUGUAAACCGCCUGGGACAGAGUGAAGCUGCCCCUCUCCAGCACCAGACUGACAUCUACAGGAAGAGAUGUGAAGCUUUUGGAUGGAACACCUACGUCGUAGACGGCCAUAAUGUGGAAGAAUUGUGCUUUGCUCUCUGGCAGGCAGCCAAUGUGAAGGACAAGCCCACCGCUAUCAUUGCUAAAACAUACAAAGGAAAAGGCAUUUCAGGUGUUGAAAAUGAAGAUAACUGGCAUGGAAAGCCUAUGCCUAAAGACAAGGUGGAGUCUAUCAUUAAGGAGAUCCAGAAUCGGACCCAGAACAACAAGAAACUGACUCCCCUAGCUCCCAUCAAAGAUGCUCCCGAGGUCAGCAUUGCCAACAUUACAAUGCCCACUCCUCCAAGUUACAAAGUUGGCGACAAGAUUGCGACACGUAGAGCUUAUGGUCUGGCUCUCGCUAAACUUGGACAUGCCAACAGCCGUGUCGUCGCUCUUGAUGGGGACACCAAAAACUCCACCUUCUCCGAUCUCUUCAAGAACGAGCAUCCUGACCGUUUUAUAGAGUGCUUCAUUGCUGAACAGAAUAUGGUUAGCGUGGCAAUGGGCUGUGCCACCCGCAAUCGCACUGUUGCUUUUGCCAGCACAUUUGCUGCCUUCCUCUCCAGAGCGUAUGACCACAUUCGUAUGGGGGCCAUUUCUCAGUCGAAUGUCAACCUGUGUGGCUCACACUGUGGAGUUUCUAUUGGUGAGGACGGUCCUUCUCAGAUGGCUUUGGAGGAUAUUGCCAUGUUCCGUGCCAUCCCAUCCUGUACAGUCUUCUAUCCCAGUGAUGGCGUUUCCACAGAAUAUGCAGUCACUCUGGCUGCCAACACUCCAGGUAUAUGUUUUAUUAGAACCAGUAGACCAGAUACUGCGAUCAUCUACUCUCCCGAGGAAAAGUUUGAAAUUGGACAGGCAAAGGUUGUACGUCAGAGCGAUUCAGACAGGGUGACGGUGAUCGGGGCGGGUGUCACCUUGCAUGAGGCGCUGGCGGCCGCAGAUGAGCUCGCCAAACAAGGCAUCAAUAUCCGAGUGAUUGAUCCAUUCACCAUUAAACCUCUGGAUGCUGCUACCAUUAUAUCCAGUGGCAGAGCUACAGGUGGUCAUAUCAUUACUGUAGAGGAUCAUUACAAAGAAGGGGGCAUUGGGGAUGCAGUGGCCUCAGCCUUGGCCGGAGAGCCCGGAUUCAUCGUUCAGAGUCUGGCAGUCAAAGGAGUUCCUCGUAGUGGAAAGCCUACAGAGUUGUUAGAAUUGUUCGGCAUCAGUUCCAAGUGCAUUGUUGAAGCGGUGAAGACGACCUUUGCAAAUUAAUGAGGCUGAUGGUGUUACAGAAUGUUGCAAGUAAAGUAGAGCAGCUGAUUAGUUGUUUAAGGGAACCUGUACAAAGACCAUCGUUACUGACCUUUAGAAAAUGCUAACUGUCUGGCUGUUGUGCUAGGCCAAGUGGCUACUGACAGUAAAAUGCAAAUGAGGAAAGGCAGAAUGAUGUCAAAGCUUUUGACAGACUAGUCACUGACUCUACAAGUACUGAAGGAGAGGCAUAAUGGACAGCUACCAUUUUUGGAAGGGCAGGUUGGCAGCAGCAGCCUUCCUACUAUUACAAGUUACCAUUAGCAUAGUUUGCCGUAUGUUCACUAGACUCAACAUUACCAUUACUGUUCUACCUCAGUGUAACCAUAACCGUGUACUGACCUCCUCUACUGUUCAUUCCAUGAUUUGUCUUCCUGUUUUCACCUCCAAGCACUUAAUAAAGACUCAUCUGUUGUGUUUAAACUGCA